Dunckerocampus dactyliophorus (ringed pipefish) is the source of this 1389-nucleotide messenger RNA. Its product is annotated as protein yippee-like 5. The record is from RefSeq and is a predicted model, not a curated record. Bases 224 to 586 code for a protein of 120 amino acids. Lineage: Eukaryota; Metazoa; Chordata; Actinopteri; Syngnathiformes; Syngnathidae. The transcript has 3 exons.
GACGUAUUGGCUCGUGUGGCCUGCAUGUUGUCAACAAACGUCCUUGUGUGACUGUCUUUCUUGUCGACGUCGUCUUUGUUGACAUCGUUCAUAAAAGAGAAAACGCCAUUUGUCACAUUCUACAAAGGUUUGGAAACCUGUCUAAAGGCAAACAUUUCAAUCACUGCUUCGUUAUCUUACAGUGACAGAAGAAUCUACACAAAAAUCGAUACAAGUGAGCAAUAUGGGUCGAAUCUUCUUGGAUCACAUUGGUGGCACUCGCCUCUUCUCCUGUGCCAACUGUGACACUAUUCUGACCAACAGAGCAGAGCUGAUCUCCACACGCUUUACUGGAGCUACUGGCCGGGCCUUCCUCUUCAACAAGGUUGUCAAUCUACAGCACAGCGAGGUUCAAGACAGGGUCAUGCUGACAGGAAGACACAUGGUACGGGAUGUCAGCUGCAAGAACUGCAACAGCAAGCUGGGUUGGAUGUACGAGUUUGCCACAGAGGAAAGCCAGCGCUACAAGGAGGGACGAGUCAUCCUGGAGAGGGCGCUGGUGAGGGAGAGCGAGGGUUUCGUGCACGUUCCCACAGACAACUCUUGAAAAGUCACAUGGGUUAGCGUUAUUGGCGCUGAAGUCUGCAUAGUACAGCUUUGCCUCGAACAGCAGUGCACUGACUUGCAUAUAUAGGAAGAGUUCCAACAACGCCAAAAUACUACCGCCAAAAUACUACAUUACAGUUUGGGGUGGGGAGUGGGGUUAAACAAGAAGAGUGUUGAACAACAUUGCUUCAAUUUGUCUUUAAACUGGCUUGAAUUUCAUUGUGUUCAACAGGCUGUGCUGUUCAAGGUGUGAUAUAAUCAGAGGUCAGGGUGGAUUCAAGAAGGUGGGUUAGCCAAACAGUGAUGUGUACUGGUGCACUCAUGCAUACACGCUUGGGCGAGUUGACUGUUCAGUCUCAUAAGUGAGGUGAAGAAAUAAGUGAGGUCAAGAAUAUCAUUUUGCACAACAUUCCUUCAGUGUGACGUGAGGGUUGAAACUAUUUAUUUUUCUUACAUAAAAUGUCGCAAAGUAAACUAUUGUUCAUGUUUUUUUUUAUAUAUAUAUCUGUGAUGUACAGACAUUCAAUUCAACUUGAUGAUAAAUGAAGAGGUACAUUUUGAUCUUUUCGCAUGUCAGUGCACUUUUGUUGCGAAGGUUAAAAUUUCUCACCUGUUAGCUCUUUUGAUUUCAGUUUGACAGCUGCCCAAUGUAAAUGUACUUGUUUAAAUGUGGUAUUUGAAUAAUACUCACGUGGAGAUUUUGCAUGCUAUACCUCCAUUGAUUGAAAAAUAAUUGCUGUAUUGCCGUUAUCAAUAAAAUAAAUGCAUUUGUAGUCUUUAAUUUCUGUGGUCAUUCUACAAGUA